This is a messenger RNA of Saprolegnia diclina VS20, 2119 nucleotides long. RefSeq lists its product as hypothetical. The coding region runs from base 23 to 1891 and encodes 622 amino acids. Gene Ontology annotation, molecular function: DNA-directed DNA polymerase activity; DNA binding. Gene Ontology annotation, cellular component: nucleus. Gene Ontology annotation, biological process: double-strand break repair via nonhomologous end joining. The record is from RefSeq and is a predicted model, not a curated record. NCBI's taxonomy places the organism in Eukaryota, Oomycota, Saprolegniomycetes, Saprolegniales, Saprolegniaceae. The transcript has 9 exons.
CCAAAUCCCAACCGUCAAAACCAUGCUCAGCGCGAAGCGCAAGGCGCGCUUCUUCGACAAGCUCAACGAGAUCUACGUCCCAACCAAGCGGCCGGCGCCAGAGACGGAUGCGCCGCCAGUCCUCGCUUCGUCUGCUGGCGACGCCUCGGAUCGACGACAGUCGUUUCCGCCCAUGGCAGUGACCAAAGCGCUCGUCGACAAGGCCCACCGGCGGCAGUCGGUGCCACUCGCAGGACCGCUCCAAGGCCUGCGACUGCUCAUCGUAGCAUUGGGGUCCGACAUGAGUCGGCGGCGCCUCGACAUUUGGACGACGCAGGUGGCCAAGGCCGGCGGACAGCUCGUCACGACAUGCGACGACAGCGAGAAUACGAUCGUCGUGGCGAGCCUCAGCCUGUCACGCGAGCGGCUCUGCAGCUACUGCCACGUGCCAGAGCUUUCUCCAAGUCUGCGCGUCGUUUCGCCUGACUGGCUCGUAUACGUCAUCCAGCAUCGCACUUUGCCGCCCGAUGGGAUGUUUGCUUGGACCGACGUUGCGCCGACGACUGCGCCCACCGAGGAUGCGCCGCCCCAGCGAGCCUUUUACGAGAGCUCCCCCAGCAACACGCAAGAGAGCCCUGCGCCACUACCUACAGCACAGUCCGCCAUCGCUUCUGGGUCGCCAUUGCGGGCGCUCGACGAAGACAUGGCGUACCGCAAGCGUGUCUUUUACGAGAUCAACCCGAGCAUGGUCGUGGUCCACGCAGAAGAAGCAGCUGAUCCACGCCAGAUCAAGGCCACGAGCUUUGUGUGCGCGACAACGUCUGUGCAAUCGAUCAACCACAAUGCACACUUGACGUCCGUGCUGGACGAGCUCAUCGAGUACCUUGCCGUCGAGAAGGACGAGUGGCGCGAGAACAGCUACAAGCGCAUGGUGUCGAUCCUCAAGCAGCUGCCGGCCAAGGUCACGUCGACGGCGGCGCUGCGACCCCAGUACGGGUUGAACGCGACGGGCAUCGCCAAGAUCCGCGAGAUCCUCGAGACAGGCACGCUGCGCAAGCUCGAGGCCAAGAAGGCCGACGCCCGGCUCCAAGUCCUCCGCACCUUUGCCAACAUAUGGGGCGUCGGGCCAUCGACCGCAACAUCGCUCUACAGCCAAGGGUUUCGGUCCCUCGAUGCGCUGCGGAUGCGCCAAGACGAGGUUCUCAACCCGCAACAGCGCAUCGGUCUGGAGCACUAUGCCGAUUUCCUGGUGAAAAUCCCGAGGGCGGAGGUUGAAGAUAUCCAAGCUAUUGUCAAGGCGACGGUCGCCAUGAUUCACCCGACUGCCGUCUCUGUGACAUGCGGGAGCUACCGCCGCGGCAAGUUGCAGUCGGGCGACGUCGACAUCCUCAUCACGGACCCGCUGGCCGACGAGUGCGUGCUCUUGCCAGAUCUCCUCCGCGAAUUGCACAAGCGCGCGUUUCUCACGGACGACCUCACGACCGUGACGGAGCACCACAUUGGCGGCUGCGACUCGUACAUGGGCGUCUGCCGCGUCGACGAGAGCCGGCCUUUUCGGCGCAUUGACCUCAAGGUGUACCCGCGCCACCUCUUUGGCUUUGCACAGUUGUACUUUACGGGCAGCGACCACUUUAACCGCAGCAUGCGCGCGUUUGCCAAGCAAAAGGGUUAUAGCUUGACCGACCGCGGGCUCACCAAAGUGGCGCGCGCUAAAGGCGCCAAGAAGCUCAAGCAAGCGCCGGGUCUCAUCUGCCCGGAUGAAAAAGACGUCUUCAUCGCAUUGCAGCUUCCGUACAAGGUACGCGUCGCAUCAACGAAUUCAUUGGCGGCGACUGCUUGUAGCGGCCGGAAGAACGCAAUUGCAUGGCCUGAGGCUGCCCCAUCGCGCUCAGGAGCUCCAGGAUGCCAUUAACUCGCAGAUGCUAUUCCUCUAUAAACAUGGGCGUGGAGGAUGCGGACCGUUCGCGCAAGACAGCUCCUGCUGGUGUUCGCUGUUGUUACGUGGUUGAAGCGGCUUGAUGGAGACGCCAGCGACGGUGCCAGAGACAUCGAUGUGCUGGUCUCUGGUCAGUGCACGAGUAGCUUGCGCCGCCCUUCUUCCUCCGCCACCUCGUUGCCGUCGUCGUCUCCUUGCGGCACC